CUCAAUAUACAUGUGGAGAUUUUGCCAGAAGAAGUGAAAAACACAAAACCCACCGCUACGGCCACAUUUAGAAGCAUAUGAAUCUCCCGCGUCUGCUCGAUUGAGCCCUAGAAAAACAUCGAUCACGACUGAUUCUCUCCUUUUCUAUGGAUUCCCCCGGCGACUGUCCGGGAGGUUCAAUCCGAUAACCGUCGUUUUCUUUCAAAUGGAAGCUAAUCCCAUACAGAAACCCUUGAAGAGGGCAUUAAGAAGCUGCAGAAGACAACACAAAUCCGAACAUGUGACCAAAAAGAAAAAAUCGUUGGACGGUUUUGCCCUUCUUCCCGAUGACGUCCUUCUAGAGAUUUUCCAAAAACUUCCACCCGAUUUACUCCGAUACAAGGUUAAAUUCGUCUGUAGAAGAUGGUUCACCAUAAUCACCAACAACAUCUUGUUAGACCAUGCUUCCCUAAUCCUACAAAGGUCAACGGGAAGCAACACAAUUCGUCUGAUGGAUAUAAGGGAAGAAGAACAAGGCCUAAAAAUGAAACAAGAAUUUAUUAACAUGCCAUGUUAUGGUUGUAUAAAAUCUUGGUGUAAUGAGUACCUUCUAAUAACCGACUCAAUUAGAAUCGGAAUUCUUUACCUUUUCAACCUAAUCACCAAACAAGGAUCAUUUAUUUCACCACUACCUUCCGUAUCAUGUGGAGGACAUUACAAUGGCAAAUGUGGACUCGGCAUUUCGUACGAUCCAUUCAAAAAAUUAUACAAAGUCGUCCAUGUGUACAAUGGCCCACCAAUCCAAUGCGAGAUUCUCGUGUUAGAAAGUAAUAUCCCAAGUAACGAAUGGAUAAUUUGGAAAAAAGUCAAUGGGACUUCGCAUACGGGUGAACGACAGUAUUAUUGGGAAAACCCGGUUUCGGUUCAAGGGAGGUAUUUUCAUUGGGAUGUUCAUAGCGAUAAAUACUUGGUUUCUAUGGAUACAGUUAAAGAGAGAUUUCGUCAAACUUUCUUACCUGGAUCGGGAUCGGAUGUUUAUCGUAUGGAUAAUCGGUAUUCUUUGGUUGAAAUGGGUGGUUUGCUUUCUCUUCUUCAUAAAGUCUCGUUUGACCGAGUCAACGUAUGGAUACUUAAAAAUUUUCAAAGGACCAAAUGGGAGAAGUUUCAUUCGAUAUGUAUAUUGGGUUAUGUGUGCUUGAGGGUUUUCCCUGGGAGUGUUGUUUCUUUUCCUGUGACUAGUGUGAAAAUCAACAACAUCAAGUUUUUGGAAAACAUAAAUUUUGUUGCGGUGGAAAUCGAUGUCUCUGCUGUGAAGGCUGGAGUUGUUGUGAAGAGGGCUUUUGAGGAUCGAGGUCCAUUGUGCCAUAUGAUCUGUUUACUUUGAUUUAAUGUAUUUACCUUAUAUUUCAUCAACUAAUGGG
Messenger RNA from Lactuca saligna, 1400 nucleotides. Lineage: Eukaryota; Viridiplantae; Streptophyta; Magnoliopsida; Asterales; Asteraceae. The record is from the annotation of a GenBank genome assembly.